Molecule: messenger RNA, 606 nt
Organism: Lathyrus oleraceus (garden pea)
Lineage: Eukaryota; Viridiplantae; Streptophyta; Magnoliopsida; Fabales; Fabaceae
Exons: 2
Coding region: 1-606 (201 amino acids)
Molecular function (GO): RNA-DNA hybrid ribonuclease activity; nucleic acid binding
Source: RefSeq, a predicted model, not a curated record
AUGGAUCCAAUCAAGUAUAUUUUCAAAAAGCUUGCUUUAAUUGGAAGGAUUUCUCGUUGGCAGAUGCUACUAUCUGAAUAUGAUAUUGAGUACCGUACCCAAAAGGCGAUUAAAGGUAGUAUCAUCGUAGAUCAUUUGGCUCACCAGUCGAUCGAUGAUUAUCAAUCAACCAGGUUUGACUUCCCUGAUGAAGAUGUUAUGUACUUAAAAGUUAAAGAUUGUGAUAAGUCAUUGCCCGAAGAAGGGACAAAGCAUGGAUCCCAGUGGGGUUUAGUGUUUGAUGGAGCUAUUAAUGCUUAUGGUAAUGCCAUUGAUUUGAGAAUUAAAAUCCUUGAUGUGUAUGGGGAUUCGACCCUAGUGGUUAAUCAGAUUAAAGAAGAAUGGAAGACUCGUCAUCCUGGCUUAAUUCCUUACAAAGAUUAUGCAAGGAGGUUGUCGACUUUCUUCAAUAAAAUAGAGUUUUAUCAUGUACCUCGUGAAGAGAAUCAGAUGGAGGAUGCUCUGGCUACUUUGUCUUCUAUGUAUAAAGUAAAUUGUUGGAAUGAAGCACCCAAUAUCACGAUUAUGCGCCUUGAUAGGUCUGCUUACGUGUUUGCAGUAGAAUAA